UUUUUCAACUACUGGCGCCUCCAUACAGCAAGUACUUCAAGUGCCUCUACAGCAGCAUGCUGCUGCCAUUGUCCAAAAGUUUGUUCAACCUAAAAUUCAAGAUGAGUUGAUAGCUAGAGAAAUUGUCAUAAAUGAUGCUGAUUCUGCUGUUCGCUAUAAGCUAACAAAACGUCAAACACAGGAAGAGAUUCAGAAGUGCACAGGUGCUAUAGUCAUAACUCGGGGAAGGUAUCGGCCUCCAAAUGCACAGCCUGAUGGUGAAAGACCUCUAUAUCUACACAUUUCUGCUGGGGCACAUUAGGAGACAACAGCAGAACGAAUUAAAGCAGUUGAUCAUGCAGCUGCUAUGGUGGAAGAAAUUUUGGAUCAGGGUUCUGUGAACAAUGGGGUAAAGGUUAAUCCCUUAUUGACUGCCUGUGUGUUUUUGGGCUUUGAGGCAGACCCAUCCUUGGAUAUUUCUUCUCGUAUACGUGGUCCAAAUGACCAGUAUGUUAACCAUAUUAUGAGUGAAACGGGAGCAACUGUCUUACUAAGAGGACGUCGUUCUGGGAAUUCUGAAAAUGCACUGGGCGAAGAAGCACCGCAGCCGCUGCAUUUGUUGUUGUCAAGCAAUGAUCCAAUUGGUCUUGAACGUGCGAAACUUCUGGCUGAAAAUCUUUUGGACACAAUAAGCGCUGAAUGCGGUGCCUCUAGGGCUUCUUCAUGUAAAGUGUAUGUUGCUGUCCCACCUCCACCUCAGUUGUUAGGCGAAGUCCAAAAUUCUGGGAAUGAGUCAGUUGUGAAAGAAUGUGUUUCUUCCAGUUUGACUUCCUCAGGUGGCAUGACUGGUGAUGUUUCUCAUGGAGCAGGAUUGCAAUCUAUGGGUUUGUUGAAUCCUGGAAUGCCUCAGGCAAGCACUGUUUGCCAUUCACAUUCUUCAUUGAUUGGUGGAACAAGCUAUAUUGGUUAUGAAGGGAUAUAUCCACAAGCUACACCUUUGCAACAAGUUGCCUUAGCCCUUAGGCAGUCAACUUCUUCUGUUACUGCUACAGUUGAUCCUGCAGCAAAAGCAUCAAGUGCAAAAUCACCUACAACGGUGGUCCCCUCUGAGGAGAAGCGCCCCCCUCAGAGACGAAAGUUUCAGGAAUUAUCAGCUGCUGCAAAAGGGCCAGCGACUACCCACCAGAAUAAAUUACAGGGAUCAGAAUUUCAAAUGCCACGUGAACUAACAUCACAUGUAGGUGCAAGAGAUGUGCCAACUAUGGCAGCUCCAAGGAAGUUGAUCUGCUCAUCACCUGAUGUAAUUCCACCACCCCCUCCCAGGAGGAUGCCGCCACCCCCUCCCAAGAGCAUGCCUCCACCGCCUCCGCCACCAAAGUUUAAUUCAACUCCUGAAGUUCGUGAGAACAACAGCAUGCUGCAUAAAUCAAAACCUGAAGCCAUCCCUGAUACUUUAAUCAAGCUAAUGGAAUAUGGAGAUGACGAUGAUGACCUCGAGGAAACCAUUGAAGAGCCCUCUAAAAGCCUUUCAAGUGCACCGGCAGCUCCUAAACCUUUCUGGGCUGUCUGAAAUAUGGUUUGCCCUUUUGUCAUGCACUGGUACUGACUCGCAUUAAAAGUUCAUUUUCUUCAUCUCGAGCUUUAACAGCUGGGAAUGUAAUAUUUGUGGAAGGAUAAAUCAUCUGUGGCUGAUUUUUUAUUUAUAACUAUCUGAUCUCCUUCAAUUGAAAUAGCCAGGGAGUUAAUUUUUGACCCCUAAUGGUAUUGGCUGCUGAAGCGUCAGGGAGGAUAUGUUACAAUGUGUACAUUUUCUAGUCAUAAGUUGUUUUGGUCUGUCUCAGCAAUUGCCUGACGGCUUUACUUGUGAAUUUCUUUUUUUCUCGCUCCCAAGUGAUAAUCAGGUAUACCAAACCAAACCGAGAAGCAUAGAAGAAUAAAACAUCAAAUUGCUGCA
Molecule: messenger RNA, 1933 nt
Organism: Olea europaea var. sylvestris
Lineage: Eukaryota; Viridiplantae; Streptophyta; Magnoliopsida; Lamiales; Oleaceae
Product: protein RIK-like
Exons: 11
Coding region: 347-1549 (400 amino acids)
Cellular component (GO): nucleus
Molecular function (GO): RNA binding
Source: RefSeq, a predicted model, not a curated record